Verticillium nonalfalfae is the source of this 1959-nucleotide messenger RNA. RefSeq names its product Endochitinase 1. Gene Ontology annotation, cellular component: extracellular region. Bases 1 to 1959 code for a protein of 652 amino acids. NCBI's taxonomy places the organism in Eukaryota, Fungi, Ascomycota, Sordariomycetes, Glomerellales, Plectosphaerellaceae. The record is from RefSeq and is a predicted model, not a curated record. The transcript has 2 exons. Gene Ontology annotation, molecular function: chitinase activity; chitin binding. Gene Ontology annotation, biological process: carbohydrate metabolic process; chitin catabolic process.
AUGAAGUUCAGCAUUCUUCUUUCGGCCCUUGCCGUGACGCCGGCUCUGGCCGUGCCGACUUUCGGAAGCAGAUCUCCCUCUAGUUCCAGUUACAGCUACAGCUACAGCUAUGGUAGUCGCAACAACAGCCACAGCGAUAGUCACAGCGACAGCAGUCACUACGGCAGCAGCAGCAGCAGUAGCAGCAAUGAUAACAACAGCAACGACUGUGACGACGAUAGCAGCAGCAAUAACAACGAUCAGAGCAGCAAGAGCGGCUUGAACAACGGCUUAAACAACGGUCAAAGCAAGUACCCCACAGACACCUACAUUGUGAAUCCUGCUGGCAAGUCCGGCACGGGUUAUGGCAGCAAUUCCGACAACCAGUACAGCAACGGUUACCGAACCAACGGCUAUGGGAAGGGCCGUGUCUCAAGCGACGGCAAUAGGCCAAGCAGCGGGAGCGGCAACAACCCCUGGAACGGUCCCGGCAGUCUUGGUAGCAAAACUUGGAACGGUCCUGGCAACAACCCCUGGAGCAACCCUGACAAAGGCUUUGGCGGCAAAGGUCUGAGCGACAGUUCCGGCCGCACUCCCGGUAGCGGCUCAGGUAGCACUCCCGGUAGCGGCUCAGGUAGCACCCCUGGCAGCGGCUCAGGUAGCACCCCUGGCAGUGGCUCCGGCCGCACUCCUGGCAGCGGCUCCGGCAGCACUCCCGGCGGCGGGUUUGGCAACAAUCCCGGCAGUGGUUCCGGAAACGGGUUUGGCAAAGGUUUCGGCGAUCCGGCGAGCCAAGGUCACCGCAACGUUCUCUAUGUCACCAACUGGGGUAUCUACGGCGCCAACUACCAGCCGGACCAGAUUCCCGCGGACAAAAUUACUCACAUCAACUACGCUUUUGCCAACAUCCAGGACGAUGGUACUGUGUUCUCCGCCGAUCCUUGGGCUGACACCCAAAAGGGCUUCCCCGGUGACAACACCACCGAGCCAGGUAACAACGCAUACGGUCUUGUCAAGCAAAUCUACCAAAAGAAGAUUGAGAACCGCGGCCUCAAGGUUCUUCUAUCCAUCGGUGGCUGGACUUGGUCGCCAAAGUUUCCUCCUAUCGUUGCUGACGACAAGAAACGUGCCCAAUUCGUCGCCUCCGCUGUCAAGCUGAUCACGGAUUGGGGCAUGGACGGCAUCGACGUUGACUGGGAAUACCCCAACACCCCGGCACUCAAUAAGCAGUGUGUCAUCCUUUUCCAGGAGCUUCGCCAGGCGCUCGACGAAUACUCGGCCAAGCACGCCAACGGGUAUCACUUCCUUCUUACCUUUGCCGCUCCCGCUGGCCCUCAGAAUUAUGGGGCGUUUGACUUUGCGGCCAUGGACAAGAACCUCGACUACUGGUCGCUGAUGGCUUAUGACUUUGCUGGUAGCUGGGACAACACCACCGGCCAUGCCUCCAACGUCUUCCCCAACCCUUUCAACCCUACCUCGACAAAGUUCAGCAUCAACAAGGCCCUUGAUGACUACAUCAAGGGCGGUGUCGCCCCCGGCAAGUUCAACCUCGGCAUCCCACUGUACGGCCGUGGCUUCAACAACACCGAUGGUAUGGGAAAGCCGUACCACGGCGUCCCCGUCGACUCGCUCGGAAACCAGGGUACCUUGACGUACAAAUACCUUCCUCUGCCCGGCGCUAAGGUCGAGUUUGAUCCCAUCGCUCAGGGAACGUACAGCUAUGACAGCAAGACGAGGCAGCUUUAUUCCUUUGAUGAUAUCAAGAGCGCCGGCGUCAAGACAGACUACCUCCAGUUCCGAGGCCUCGGAGGUGCCAUGUACUGGGAGGCUUCGGGUGACAAGACGGGCGACGAGAGCAUCGUGUCUUACGUCGCCAAGAAGAUUGGGCUGGAGAAGUCCCAGAACUUGGUGUGGUACCCCGUGUCUCAGUAUGACAACAUUCGUGGGAACCUGGGCCAGACAGUUGCAAAGCAGUCGUAG